Condylostylus longicornis is the source of this 1739-nucleotide messenger RNA. RefSeq lists its product as uncharacterized. The record is from RefSeq and is a predicted model, not a curated record. Bases 527 to 904 code for a protein of 125 amino acids. Lineage: Eukaryota; Metazoa; Arthropoda; Insecta; Diptera; Dolichopodidae. The transcript has 2 exons.
GUUUAACUCACGACUUAUAAAUAAUUUAAAUUGCAAAGAUUAAAAAAAAAAAUUUGUAAAAACAAAUAGUUAUAUGGUUUAUUCAGUUUUGUGAAAAUAAAAUAAAAUAAAACAACUAGUAAAUAAAAAAAAAUAUAUUAAUUUUUUUUUUAAAUUAAAAUAUUGUAUAAAAACAAAAGUGGCGCAGUCGGUAGGAUCCUUUUCCGAAGUUUAAGUAUCUAGUGAUACGAAUCUAAAUAAUAUAUAUCAAAAAAAAAUUGUUUAAAAUUACGAAGUAAAACUAAGACAUUUAAAUUUACGUAGACACAUAAUAGUGAAACAAAAAAUAUAUACAUGCCAAAAAAUAAAAAUCAAACUGAAAAACCAUAUUAUAAAAAAGAAAGAACAAUUAGUGAGUGCAUUACAGAAAUGUUUAAUAAUUUAGUGCCUCUAACUUUACCCCAAAAAAUGGGAGAACAACCCAAACAAUACGGUGGAUCAACAAUCACAAGUAAAUGACUCUAUAUUGUUACAACAAUACAAGUUAAUGGCGAAGAAACUUGAGGAACAGCAACAGGAACUCAACCAUUUAAAAUCAAACAACAUUCUUGAGUACAUUAGAAAGGCAGUGAACUACCUAAAACCAUUCAAUGGCGAGGAACAAUAUUCAAUCACUUCAUUUAUCAGAACAAUGGAGAACAUAAUUAAUGACAUUAACCCAGAGCCAUUUACGUUUAAACAUAUAAUCAAAAACAUAUUUAACGAGAAAAUUCAGGGGAAUGCUAAAACAAAAAUAUUGGACAUCGAAGAUAGCAGCGACUGGGCGAAAACUAAAGAAAGAUUAAAAAGCGAAUAUCAGCCGAAAAUCCAUGUAACAGAGAUUUCAGUAGAAGCAUUUAAUAUGAAGCGCAACGAAGAAGUUUAAUCAUCUCUUUCGAGACUUUGUUGCACACAUAACAAUAAGGACCAUACAUCAUAAUGAAGUUCCUCGCUUCCUCCUUGCUGUCACAUUCUACCGUAAAGUAGAUUGCUGUGUAAUUCUUGAACUCACCCUCGUGAAUGUUUGCCUCGACGCAAUUUUUGAAGCAUCGUUCGCACAUGAUUUUUUCCUUGUGAUACUGAUAACAAGUGUUUAGGAAAUCAUUUUUAAAAUAUGGUGAAUACUUUCCCACUACCAGUAGCUUCUAUAAGUUGGUAAUUCUUGGGAAAGCCUUCAUCUGUAUAGCCUUGCAUAGUGAUGUCUUCAAUGGUAGGCACUUUCUUUUUAUUGAAAUGAAUUUCUUAAAUUUUUCUUAAUUUUUCAGGUUAAACUAAUAAAUUAUUAAAAUAAUAUAUCUAAUUUAUAUUUUUUUCUGCAAAGAUUUUUCUGUGGUUAAAUUAAAAAAAGUGUGAUAAAACUUAAGAAUAUUAUGUUCCUAAUCAUCUUGAUUAAAAACAUUUUGUAUUUUAGUAAGAAAUAAAAACACAAAAAGUAAUUUUUUUCUUUAUUUUAAUAUUUUAUAGUGAUCCUAUGCAUAAGUAUUAACUUUAUCACUUAAUACAAACCCUUAUCAUCAUUAUACUUUAGAGAGACUUCAUUCAAAGUCUGAGUGUAUGCAUUAUGCAGAUCAGGAAUCACCAAUUUUAAUAUAUUUCCUUUUAUUAAUUUUUAUUUAUUAUAUCCAAUGUCCAUUGACUUAAGUAAAAUUUCUUUUCACGCAUUUAUAAAUUAAAAAUGAAAGUUUACAUAACUAUAAUUAAAUCAUAUACUAUAUCGAUCA